GUCAAAGUGCAUCGUCCCCGUGACUCAUUCAUUUUCUCAGCAUGGGGUAUUGUGAAAUAAAAGGUAGAAGAUCCUAUCCUGUUGCAUGAAACUUGUACAAAGAGGAAAUUACGUUUUUAUCUCCCGAGGGUCUGUCGAAGUGUAUUUAUACAGCCUAGCAUAACAUAAUAUACAAGUGUGGUGACAUUUAUGUGAAUGAAUUUUGGUAGUUUUAUCAAUCAGCAUGCAUUUAUUGCUCAGUUUCCUAGGUGAGUAACGUAAACCAGAGCCAUUAUGUUUAUGGAUUCUGGUCACAAAUGUUUCACUGAUUCAACAAUAUUUCUGUUUAUCUUUUCUGUAGUUAUUUCAGCGCUUCAUAGGUGGACGAAUGCGCAAAUCAACAGGAAAGCGGUGGUGGAGGUGACCGAAGGUAGGUCUUAUCUGCUCUCGGGCGGUUCAUUACGACUGACCUGUGACGUGCCAGAGGAUCCAUACCAUUGGACUUUCGACUGGUUUUUUAACGGCCAAAAAUUGGUUAGUGGCAAAUCUUAUGCAAUUCGGCAGGCCCAGGUAAUUCAGAGUGGAAACUACACGUGCAUGGGUGCCAAGGAGAGUGAGCUGGAUCAGACGGGCUUACUUCGGACGGAGAUCAGCGCUCCAUUACCUGUGGACAUUAAUGGUGGGUGGAUUAUCCUGGAGGCCCCCAGCAAAGCACCGAUCAUGGAGGAAACGAUGACCUUGACGUGCCGGCUUCGUGAAAACUAUUUAGAUACAGAAGUCAUCUUCUACUUGAACGGGAGAGAGAUGUGGAGGCAGCAUAACAACACAGUGACUGUGCCCAACCUCAAUUUAGAUCAUGGAGGAGAAUAUUCCUGCAGGGCCAAGUGGGAGACUCAGGGUUUGUACCACUCUGUGCACACUGCACACUCUCCCGGUGUUUCAGUGACCAUCCUAGAAAUACUAACCACACCAAAGCUGUCUGCGAGCAUAACCUCAGUCGGGAGGGACAAGGAUUUGAAGCUGACCUGUACAACAAAGGUGAACACCAGAAAGACCGGCUCCUUUCCGAUCCACUACUACUUCCUGAAGAAUGACAACCCAUUGGGCCCGGCCACAUCGAAAAACAUCUUCACCAUCCGGAAUGUGGGCAGAGAGGAUAGCAACUGGUACAGCUGCAGGGCCGUGGUACCCAAGCUGAACCAGGAGAAAUGGAGCACACCGGAACGUGUCAAUAUCAGAAUGAGUGGCUAGACAUAGUAGUAUUUAGUAUGUAGUAUGUAGUGUGUAGUUGGUAGUAUGUAGUAUGUAGUAUGUAUUAUGUAGUAUGUAGUAUGUAGUAUGUAGUAUGGGUAUUUAACCAUGUCCGGGGUGUCUUGUCACUGUCACUGUCAGGUGCAACGGUGUCAUGUUACCAUAGCAGCAAUUGUCUUGACCUAUCAAGGAAUCUUUUACGCCGUGGCAACUUAGAAGAAUGUGAUAGGCUGUUUUGGAAUCUAAACUUCUGAGAGCUGUCAUGACCGAUAAUGAUACAGUCACUGUCUUAGAGAGUGUUUCAUUGGACACUGACUAAACACUGACAUGGUAUCUGUCUUAUAACUUAUAAAUGUUUAUGACAAGCUUAUGUCACUGUUAUGAAGGCAGGUUUAAGCAAAGUGUUACGGACAGGUCUUUGGUAUUAUUUAGUAUUAGUAUAUUUUAGACUGUUGUUACUGCGUUUAUUUAUUUACAGUAAUGACUUCAUGUGUCAGGUAUUUAAGCACAUCUGAGUAAUUCUUGCAUUUAUUUUCUGAAUUUCUUGGUUUGUUUCAGCCACCAUGCCUCAUAUAAUUUCUUUAUUUUAGAGUGGGGGUUGAACGUUUCUAAUGGUCUCUCUUUUUUUAACCAGAUAACCCAUGAUUUAUUGGUAUGAUCUUGCCACUCAUAGACACAUUUUUGACAUUUAUUUUAUUUCAAAGCCUUGUUUAAGUUUGCAGUGUGCUUAGGUAUGGGUCAAGUCACAAUUAUGUCCCUGUACAUUGUAAUUAAUGGCAGACAAUGAUCUAUAUGACAUUUCCCAUUGAUUAAAUAAUGUGAUUUGUCUUCAAAGUAUUUAAAUAACAGUGGGUCAUGUGUCAAGCACAGUACUUGUAAUGUUUAUAGUGGUCAUUAGUUGUAUUUAUGAAUUGCAUUGAGAUGAAUAAAAGCUAUGAAAACCUCUGCUCUUAUAA
Clupea harengus (Atlantic herring) is the source of this 2186-nucleotide messenger RNA. Its product is annotated as high affinity immunoglobulin gamma Fc receptor I-like. The record is from RefSeq and is a predicted model, not a curated record. Gene Ontology annotation, biological process: cell surface receptor signaling pathway; immune response. Gene Ontology annotation, molecular function: transmembrane signaling receptor activity. NCBI's taxonomy places the organism in Eukaryota, Metazoa, Chordata, Actinopteri, Clupeiformes, Clupeidae. Gene Ontology annotation, cellular component: external side of plasma membrane.